Messenger RNA from Homalodisca vitripennis (glassy-winged sharpshooter), 1626 nucleotides. RefSeq names its product transposable element P transposase. NCBI's taxonomy places the organism in Eukaryota, Metazoa, Arthropoda, Insecta, Hemiptera, Cicadellidae. The record is from RefSeq and is a predicted model, not a curated record.
GUAGGUAGAAUAGACACGGUAGGGGUCGCGAGGAGGAUGCGCAGUAGCAUGUGACGUCAACGGGGCCCAGCGCCGACUUCACCGCUACCUGGUUACGUGGAACUACAAGCUACUGUCUGUUUCCGGCUGUCAUUCGGCUGUAUGUUUCCCGCGUUUUUUGUCAUUGUGUCUGACAGUAGGCUGAGUGAAGUGUCUAUAGUGCGUUUGAUGUUGAUAUAUUUAAGUUUUAAGUUAUUUACAGUCUUAAUUUUUGUUAAAAGUACCGUAUGUGACUAUGUGUUGGCCUAGUGAAAUGUAAUAAUAAUAAUGCCGUGUUGUGCAGUAGCUGGUUGUUCAAACCAUUCAAGACAUUCUAAAGAAACGGGAAUAUCUUUUCAUCGUUUCCCUACGGAUAUUGAUUUAAGAAAACAAUGGGUAAAUGCAUGCAAAAGGGCCGAUGAAUUUAAAGUCGAUAACGCCAAAGUAUGCUCAGCCCAUUUUGGGGAACAUGAUUUCGAGCGAGACUUAAAAUCUGAGUUAUUAAAUACGAAAAGUAGAAGGAUUUUAAAGAACACAGCAGUUCCUUUCUUUGGUCUGUCAAAUUUAAAUGAACGUGCAAUCUCACGAUUAAAACGAGUUGAAAGUAGGGAAACAAAAAAACAAAUUAGUAACAUUUUUUGUGAGAUCGCCAACAUAGAUGAACCGUCUGAUGCGAUUCCAGAAUCAACCAAUGAUGAAAACCUUAUAGUAAACGACAAAAGUGAAUCAGAAUAUAAUUUAUUGUUGAAUAAGCAAUUAGCCGAAGCAAUUGCAAAAAUUUCCGUGUUGGAAAAUAAACUUAAGUCAUAUGAAUCUCUUUUUACAAAAUCACAACAACAGUAUAUUUUGCAAGGUCAGUGUAGGAGUUGGAGCCAAGAGGAUGUCUCAAAGGCAAUUACAUUAAGAUGUAUUUCAAAAAAGGCAUUUUCAUUCGUUAGAGAUGUGUUAAAGCACCCACUGCCAAGUGAGACUACUAUUAAACGUCGGCUAAGUCACUUUUCUAUAAAACCAGGUUUCAUUGAUAUGAGUUUAAAAGUUAUGGAAACUCAAGUUAACGUGUUUAGUGAUUUUGAAAAGAACGUGGUUUUAUGUUACGAUGAAAUGAAGGUCAACUCUGACUUAUGUUAUGAUAAUGUGGAAGAUCGAAUUUUGGGUCCAUAUUCCAUGGUACAAGUGAUUGUGGUCAGAAGCAUAGUAGGUAAGUGGAAGCAACCCGUUUUUUUAUGAUUUUGACCGACCUGUAGAUAAGGCACUUUUGUUUGAAACCAUUGCAAAGGUGGAAGCUACAGGUUUUCGAGUAAGGGCCUUUGUAAGUGACAUGGGACCAUCUAACCAAAAGCUUAUGAAAACCUUGGGUAUUAUACCUGGCAAAGUAACUAGUUUAAAAAAUCCAAUUGACGCCACUCGUCAAAUUUGGGCGUUUUUUGAUGUUCCACAUUUGCUUAAACUUUGUAGGAACCAUUUAUUGGAUCAUGGUUAUCAAUUGAAAUCUGGCGAAGUAGUUUCAAAAGAAAUUUUUUCUAAACUCGUUGAACUACAACAUGAAAAGGAUUUGAAGUUUGCUUACAAAAUUUCCACCUCUCAUAUACUUUUGUCAGGUACCGAGAG